CUCUCAACCUGAAAGGCUAUACCGUCAGAGUGAUACCCAUCCGUCGUACCAGAGGUCGGCCAUCACACCUUCCACUUGCACGUCGCACCCUCGUGGCCACACCUUCUCACCAUGGCUCUCGAACGGUGGACAAUGCGCCCAGGUGUCAUACCCCCGCUUCGGCGCGUCUUUCACUUGGUGGCUACCCUUGCCUUCCUCGUCCUCCUGCUUCUGCCGUCUUCGGUAUUGGCUGCCAAAGCUCCCGAUGUGAAGCUAUCAAGAUUCGAGAGUCUGCCAGCUCGGCUCUCUUACUUCGAUGAUAGCUCCGUCGUCCUCUAUCAUGAUUCGAUGAGGGGCAACGUAUAUCGCUCCCCUGACGAGGGGAAGACGUGGCAGCAAGUGUCCAGCAUACCCAAUGGGCAAGCAUAUAUGCUCAUGGAGCACCCCUACGAUAAGCGUAUGGCAUUCAUCCUCUCGUCUGGCAAGACGCACUGGCGGUCAGCAGAUCGUGGUACCACUUGGCAGCAGUUCAAGACUCCAGAGCCACCGGCUGUGAGGGUAGGAGCGCCCCUUGAGUUCAAUGCCGAUGAGAAGCAUUGGAAUUCGAUCAUAUUUACCGGCAAGAAGUGCAAAGGUUGGUCGCCAUGGGGAGGUAUGAUCUGCCACGACGAAGCCUACCACACCACGGACGGAUUUGCAACAGAUCCAAAGCCCCUAGUCGAAUAUCUUGUCCACUGCAACUGGGCAAAAUCCUCGGCCGAGCUUGUAGUCAAGCAAGAGCAUCUCAACCGGAUAUUCUGCAUCGCUUGGGAAGACAGUCCUUCCGGGGGUAGCACUUCGCCGCUACUCCUCGAUCCAAGACAUAUCUUACAGAGUCGUCAGGCAGGUUCUGGGCAUGAGAUCACACCCAGGGCGAGCGGUGCCACGCGCCUCUUCUACAGCGACGACUUCUUCGCCACUAAGCAUCUCGUAGAGCUGGACAUGGGCCGGGAUGCCAAAAACUUUGUAGGACUUGGUCCCUCCAAACGGUAUCUGGUAACUGCCCUGAGGGACAUCCAGAGCUCGACGGGAGGCAAUGCAGGCACGGAGAUGGCGAUGUUCGUCUCUACUGAUGGAGACAAGUGGCGCAAGGCCAACUUCCCUCAUGGACAUGGCCUGAGAGAGAAUGCCUACACAGUCGUGGACUCCACCCUACACUCACUGGUAGUGGACGUCCUUGAUGCUGCUGGCACUUCCACAGGCACUCUCUUCACAAGUGAUUCGGAAGGCAUUCAUUUCGUGAAGAGUCUAGAGGCCACCAGUCGGAAUGCCCAGGGCAUUAUUGACUUUGAACACCUCGAGAAUAUCGAAGGGGUGGGGCUCGCCAAUGUCAUCACAGGUCUCGCAGGUGGUACAAGCGAAAGACUCACUCGAAGCAUGAUCACAUGGGAUGAUGGUAGUAGAUGGAAUUACAUCAAGGCGCCCAAGGCUACUGGUGUAAAAUGCGACGUCAACGAUGUACAACGCUGCUCUUUGAACCUCUAUUCGGUCACAAAGCUUCACAACAUCGGCAGAGUCUUCUCUUCCACUGCUCCUGGCUUUGUGAUGGGUGUGGGAUCGAUCGGUGAUCGCCUCAUGCCGUACGAAGAGUGCGAUACCUUCCUCAGUACUGAUGCCGGUCGUACUUGGACGAUGGUCUCUCAGGACGCCCACAAGUACGAGUUUGGAGAUCAAGGCAGUAUUCUGGUCAUUGUCGAUGACGAGGACUUGACAGACCACGUCAGCUACUCCUUUAACCAGGGCAAGACGUGGGAGAAGCUCGCUCUCGGCGUCAAGAUGAGGGCCAAGAUCCUCACUACAAUCCCUGAUAGCACGUCUCAAAAGUUCCUCCUCAUCGGUACUCAGAGUCGGGCCGAUGCUGGAACGCAGCCUCGCCAAGUUGUCGCCUUUCUAGACUUUGCUACAGUGGGCAAGCGGAAGUGUGGAGAGAAGGACUUGGAGAAAUGGUACGCUGAGAGCGAUGGUACUGCUGGACCAAAGUGUCUGAUGGGCCACAGGCAAUGGUUUGCACGACGCAAAGCCGAUGCCGAUUGCGUAGUCGCCGACAAGUUCCACGAUCCGGUGGGCAAGGAAGAGGCGUGCCCAUGCACCGAUGACGAUUACGAGUGCGACUUUGGCUACGCCCGAAGCGACAAUGGCGCAUGCCUGGCCUUGGGACGGGAGACUAUUCCAGCUGGAGAAUGCGAUACAUCCCGCAAGACUACCUACUUGGGCUUGUCUGGGUACCGCAAGAUUCCUGGCAAUACCUGUGACCCUUCAAAGGGUGUGAGAAAGGAUGCUAAGAUCAGCAAACCUUGCACGCAAGGAGCUCCCCAAUCGGGCACCAUCGCUGUACAGCGACACGACUUUCCAGGACUCAUUGUCGACCACGUAUGGAUCCCUGGGUCAAGCGUUGUCCUCGCUCAAAUUGAUGAUGGCUCGAUCUGGAGGUCGACAGACGACGGAGCUUCUUGGACCGAGAUGCAUGCUGCCCCUGCAUCUAGCGAUGCAAAUCUCCGUUUCCUCGCCAUGGCUUUGCAUGAGUACGAUCAGGAGAGGGCAUAUCUGAUCACUGCGGGGCUGCGAGUGUGGUACACGUACAAUGGCGGCAAGAAUUGGGACUCGUUCAUUCCCCCGCUGCCGGCGAACGGAUUGGGCAUUCCCAUCUUGCGCUUCCACCCCCUCAAGAGUGACUGGCUCAUUUGGGUGGGUAGUCGAGACUGUACCACAUCUACGGGCAGCGCAUGUCGAAGCGAGGCAUGGUAUUCUACCGAUCAUGGCAGGAAUUGGAAUCUCAUCGAUUCUUACAUCAAGUUCUGUGACUGGGCAAGGGCCAAGCAGUUCUCAGUCGACUCCUUAGCCAUCAUGUGCGGAUCCUACAAGGACAAGGUUGGCUCUCAGCUGGCCUUUGACUCGAAGAAUGAUCUUCAGCUUGUGUGGGGAUCGCCUUACUACAAGAACAAGCGAGUCCUGUUCCCUCAUGUCGCCGGUAUCGCUCUCUUUCAAGAGUUCCUCGUGGUGGCUGAGCUGCUACGCGCGACUGGCACCUUGUCGAUGCAGGUAUCGCUCGAUGGGCAUACCUUCGCAGAGGCGCAGCUGCCACCCAACUUGCACGUCGACAAUCGUGCCUACACAGUCCUUGACUCUGUGACUCGGGCGCUUUUCCUCCAUGUCACCACUCGUUCUGCUCCUGGCUCCGAGCUUGGUAGCAUCGUCAAGAGCAACGGGAACGGAACGUUCUUCACCAUCUCGCAGGAGCAUGUCAAUCGCAAUGCGGCAGGCUACGUCGACUUCGAGAAGAUGCUGGGACUUGAUGGAAUCGCUGUGAUCAACGUGGUCGCCAAUGCAGAUGAUGCUGUGGUGUCUGGUCGCAAGGACCUGCAGACUCGCAUUACCCACAACGACGGUGGAAGGUGGAAGGAGCUCGUCCCGCCUCGCGUGGACACCUUUGGCGCUCCGUACGCUUGCAACACUGUGGGCUGCAGUCUCCACCUUCACGGCUUCACCGAACGUGACAAUGGACGUACAUCCCUCAGCAGCCCUUCUGCAGUAGGACUUAUGCUUGGCGUGGGCAAUGUGGGCAAGAAGCUGGCUCCCUACGCGGACAGUGACACUUUCUUGACAAGAGAUGGUGGCUUUACUUGGGAGGAAGUGCACAAAGACGCCCAUAAGUGGGAAUUCGGUGAUCAAGGCUCCAUCAUCAUUCUGGUCAAUGAUGAGGCGCCUACGGACACAGUGCUCUACUCUACGAACGAGGGCAAGAAGUGGGAGAGCUACAACUUUGGCGACAAAAUCCGUGUGCGAGACGUGGUCACUAUUCCAGAGGAUACACAUCGACGCUUCAUCCUCUUUGGUACCAGUGCACGAUCUCAAGCCAAGUCGACUGCCAUCCAUCUCGAUCUCUCGUCGCUAGCCCAGAGGAAGUGCGUUCUGGACCCGAGCCGACCUGAGCAGGACGAUUUUGAGCUCUGGAGCCCGAGCGAGGAGCGCGUAGAAGCGUGCCUGUUCGGCCGACAGACGUACUACUACCGCCGUAAGCGGGAUGCAGACUGCUAUGUGGGUGAGAAGAUCAUCCAGCCACAUCAAAUCGUCAAGAAUUGCACUUGUACCGAUGCGGACUUUGAAUGCGAGUUCAACCACUAUAGGGACCCUGCCACGAACCAAUGUGUACUGCAUCCUGGUCUCACGGCACUGGCUGCUGAUGAAAGGGAGCAGUGCACGGGCGACGAGGACUACUGGUACGACCGGACCAGCGUGCGCAAGAUCCCCUUCUCGUCUUGUCAAGGAGGAAAUCGCCCAGAUCGAGGCGCACGGCACGUCUGUUCGACGAGCCUCAAGAGGCACGGCUUCUUCUGGUGGACCACCAUUCUCCUCUCGCCCUUCCUCCUCGCCGGUGUGGUGGGCUACUGGUGGGUGACCAAGAGUCGCGGACGCUUCGGCGGGGCUAUCCGUCUUCCCGACGCCAGGGACUAUGCAGACUCGCCGUUGCUCCAGACUAUGGCGUCGGUACCGUGGUUCGUGGUGGGAGUGGCGGAACAGAGCUGGGCGUGGGUGCAGCGACAGGCGGAAGAUAUUCCCUUCCUUCGCGAUCGCUUCUUCAGGUCUAGGAGGCCGUAUGGUAGCUAUAGAGGUCUGGCGCAAGACGAUGACGCAGCUGUGAGUAUUGAGAGAUCCCAGUUACAGGCUUCAACAUUACCUUGCUGACCACACUAGAUAUCGUGCCUUGCCGCCCUUGCUCCUACAGAUCCUACGAGACUACGAUGACGAAGACUUUGAGAGCCGAUAGGUUGGGGGGGCAAGCAGCGGUCUGCCAUUGCCGGACUAUCGUGUCACCACAAUCUACCUCCCUUUCCCCUCUCUCUCUCUCUCUGUGUGCUUUCCCUAAUGAAUA
Microstroma glucosiphilum is the source of this 4888-nucleotide messenger RNA. RefSeq names its product Oligoxyloglucan reducing end-specific cellobiohydrolase. Gene Ontology annotation, molecular function: protein binding. Lineage: Eukaryota; Fungi; Basidiomycota; Exobasidiomycetes; Microstromatales; Microstromataceae. The transcript has a single exon. Gene Ontology annotation, cellular component: Golgi apparatus; membrane. Bases 112 to 4701 code for a protein of 1529 amino acids. The record is from RefSeq and is a predicted model, not a curated record. Gene Ontology annotation, biological process: Golgi to vacuole transport; protein targeting to vacuole; Golgi to endosome transport.